Molecule: messenger RNA, 654 nt
Organism: Spathaspora passalidarum NRRL Y-27907
Lineage: Eukaryota; Fungi; Ascomycota; Pichiomycetes; Serinales; Debaryomycetaceae
Product: J-type chaperone
Exons: 1
Coding region: 1-654 (217 amino acids)
Biological process (GO): protein complex oligomerization; [2Fe-2S] cluster assembly
Cellular component (GO): mitochondrion
Molecular function (GO): ATPase activator activity; protein-folding chaperone binding
Source: RefSeq, a predicted model, not a curated record
AUGUUUAGAAUAUCCGUACUUGCUCGGCGGUACUCCACCAAACCAAUAACAUCCUACUUCAAGCUCUUUCCUCAGAACUUCCCUCAUGGAGGUCCACCCCAGGACUCAUUCAUUAUCAACCCGAAACAUUUGCGGAGAGAGUAUAGAAAUUUGCAGAGUGAGAACCACCCUGAUUUGAACGGGUCAGCUAUCCUCAAUUCAGAAGUCGUGUCGAAUGAGGCAUCACUUAGUGAAGUUAUAAAUAAGGCCUACACCACUUUGAAAAACCCAUAUUCGAGAAUAGUGCAUUUCAUAAAGGUGAACCACCCACUUCAUCUUGAUCUAUCUCGCGAUGAAAUUUCCAAGGAUUUGAUCAAAAAGUUUCAAAGUAAAUCCACCCAAAGCAGUUUGGCAUACAAGGAGAUAUUGAUGAAUGUUCUUGAGGUACAUGAACGAUUGGAAUUGGCCACUCUGGAACAAGAAUUGGAGGAAUUAGAAGUGGAAAAUGAGGAACGGAUUGAAGAAACAGAAGCGGAGAUUGCUGACAUGAUUAAAUACGAAAUCAAGGACUGGGACGAGCUCAUGAUGACUGCCAUCCGAUUGAAAUACUGGAUUAAUAUCCGAAACGGCAUCAAAGAAUGGGAGCCAGGAAAGCCAAUGAACUUGACUCAUUGA